AUGCUAAAUUCAGGGAUUAAUUUAAUUCAAUUAACACCAUUCAAAUUAAUGUAUGGUCGUUCCUAUCGACUCCUAUUCGAUUUAUCUGAACCAUUAACAUCAGUCGUUCAACCACAACAAUACCUUUCCAAAUUACACCAAUAUUUAGUACAAGCGAAGCAGAUGGUUCGGGAUAAUAUCCAACAUCAACAACAUCAAAUGAAAAUGCGAUAUGACCAGAAUCGAGUGCAAUAUCGAAAUACAAUAUCGGUGAUUGGGUUUAUAUUUGGAAUCGUGGAAUAA
Messenger RNA from Didymodactylos carnosus, 282 nucleotides. The record is from the annotation of a GenBank genome assembly. Lineage: Eukaryota; Metazoa; Rotifera; Eurotatoria; Philodinida; Philodinidae.